CUAAAUGCACCUGUUCUCAAGAUUUUAUAGACUAUGCCUGUACAAAUCAGAUUGAACACAAAUACAUUAUUGUUACUUCUUCUAUGCUGGACACUGCCUGAUCUUUUUCCCUGUGCAGCUAACACAGCAACUAAACCUCGCACAACCUUUUUCAAAGGAGUCUUUAAUACUUCAGAUUUAACUAACAUCUCAUAAAAGCAACCACACUGUCUUACAACCCACAACACAGGACAAAGCAACAAAUAUUUCUGUAGCAGCUCUCACCCACAGAGCAUUCCCAUGCUGGUCUGCACUACGACGACCUGGCUUUGCAGGACUCUUUUGCCCUGGCUAGUUAAGCAAGGAGGCAUGCAAAGCUGGAGCUCCUGCAUGUCCUUAGAUAAAUGCCUUUUUUGUUGCCUAUGGACAUCCUAGGAUGUCACUCUAAGAAGCAUCUCAGGAUGGCACUUGGAAAGUGGGCUAAGGGAAGGGAUCGAUCCUGUGAGUUCUUGAGUGUAGUGAGAAAGGCACCAAACGUUUUCAGUGGGGCAGCACAGAAAGGUUACCCACUCUCCAGUAAGCUGUUCCCUUGUUGCCUGGACACCUGCAGAACUACAGCCACAGAAGCAAGCCAUCCCUGCCCGCAGUCCUGCCCUACUUCUCCCUCUUCUCCUCCUUCUCCUUCUCCUCCUCCUCCUCCCCCUGCAGCCCUCCAGCUGUGGGGCGGCAGGGCCACACCAGCCUGACCGCAGGAAGCCCUGGCCACAGCCAGCUGUGGGUCUACCCAACCACAGGGACAAGCUAACUAAAAAGUUUCGAUCACAAAGCACAAAACCUUUCAAAGGACAUUUCUUGCAGUGCCUCUCAAUUCAGCGUGAUCUGCAACAGCUAAUCCCGCUUAAAUCAACUGGACGUUUGCCACUACCUUCAGCGGGAUAAGGUCUUAAGGGCACGCACUUAAUGCAUCAGCAAUUUGCUCGAACAGGAGCUGCGUCUGCUUAUGUAAGCUCAUUACCGAGCCCCAGACCCGACCUUCGUGGUGGUCAAAGCCCCGCGCCUCUCACACGCAGCUCCUACGGGCUUUUAAGGCCUGUAUCUGAGGGCUCUAAUUGCCAGCAGGCACAUUGAUCCUGGGGGAUUUCCGAGCUACUGUGUCUGCCCCGGGCAUGAUCAGAGGGCUGAUUUUUUUGUUGCUGUUCUUGUUUUUUGAUGAGUUUCCAAUCGCUUCAAGAGUGCUGUGCACUUUAAAGCCGGAGGCCUGACAAUGGUAACGCUUCCUGCGCACCAAACACCGGUGAAGCAUGGGGGCCGCUGGGAUGUCGCAGUCAAAGCACAGCUGGGUGUGAUCAGCUGCCCUAAAUACUGGCUACUGGUGGUUUUAGAUGAGAUUUUAGGACACUGGACGCCCCGUGCCAUUUGUUUCUCCACAGGCUUCAGCCCCAAGGUCUCGGCUAAACGUCCAGGCGGGCACUUGCAGGCGAGGCUUACACAAGUCAGACGGCCUUGCCUUCCUUGGCCUCACUGGAGCACGUUGCUGCCACCCGCAGAGACCAACCUCUGCCUCUGAGCUGACUGCACUUCACCCACAGAAAAUAUGCUGAAAAGCCUGGAAACACCUCAAUGCAAUUUGGAAUGAAGACGUAAACCACACAUUAUUUUAACUAAUUAACUGUAGGAGAAGAAAAUCAAGUGAAACUAAGCAUUUCCGUGACAGUGAGCAAUCUGCUGAAAACAUACUACCUUGGUCAACGCUAUUAAAACAGAAAUUGUGAAGAAGAAGUUUAUUUUUUCAUUUUCAUAUUGGUUCUCUGCCAAAGAAAUUCAGGAUGCAAAUCCUGAAUUCUGUUCUUGCUAUGAGCUGGACAGCUCUAAACAUGAUUUUUCUGCCUUGUACAUACAUUACCCCACAGCUACUUGCUGCCUGCAGCUCCUCCAAAGCAGUUUGUCACUGACAGUUACAGAAGACCAGCUUGGACAGACCACAUCCUCAUCCAAAAUUGACGUGUCGUUGCCAACAAACUUUAAUUUCUCUGUCUUCCCAUCCACAGUAAUUGGAAAAAGAAUUUCUAAAGAUAAGACAUCAACUGGCAGGAGGAGAAUAAAAUGAAUGUAUAGUAUUAAAUGAGACAACUGAGGUUUGGAUUUUCUCUCAUUUCUAUCUCUUUUGUCAGUAGAUCUUUUGUUUGCAGACACAGACAAGGGUUAUACUAUGUCAAGCACUCGGAUAAGCAGCUGUCAAAUAUCAUCUAAGCACUACCAAAAACACAAAUAGAUCUGCUCUGAAUAGCCUUAUAUUUUGGGGAAGCUAAGUUCUUUAGCCUUGAACUCUGCAGUGCAGUUUACUUCUGCUCUUUGUUUCACUAGAGAAGUAAUAGGCCCGUGUGGACGUUACAGGGCACAGUGCCUCAGAGCUGUUGUAUUUCAGCUGAGAAACACCACCACAUCCUACAUGCAUUACAGUUAUUCAACGUCUCAGGAUGAUUUUCACAAACAUUGGAUACCAAAACAUGGCCCAGUCAGCGGACGCAAUGUCACUGCAGAUGGUGUCAGCUGUCAGUAAUUCCUCCUUGCUUCAGCCAGGCUGUUCGCUGCUGAAUUUUGAUGGGCAUGUCUUCUUUUUUGGGCAGAAAGGGUGGCCGAAGAGAUCCUGCCCCACUGGUGUUUUCUUUCUUGAUAUAAAGCAGAAUGAGCUCAAAAUGAAACCUGUCUUCUUCUCUAAGGAUUCCUGUUAUCUUCCCCCUCUCCGCUACCCCGCAAUUUGCACGUUUAGAGGCAAUGAGGAGUCCGAUAAGCACCAGUAUAUCAUUCAUGGUGGGAAAACGCCUAACAAUGAUCUUUCUGACAAGAUCUACAUUAUGAGUCUAGUAAGCAAAACUAGCAAGAAAACCACUUUUCAGUGUGUUGAGAAAGAUCUGGGUGGAGAUGUCCCUGAAGCUAGAUAUGGACAUACAAUUAACGUAGUUCAUAGCCGGGGAAAAAGCAUGAGCGUUAUAUUUGGAGGUAGAUCAUAUAUUCCUCUUGCACAGAGAACCACUGAAAAAUGGAACAGUGUGGUUGACUGUUUGCCAUCUGUGUUUCUUGUUGAUUUUGAGUUUGGAUGCUGUACAUCAUACAUACUUCCAGAGCUUCAAGAUGGACUUUCUUUCCAUGUUUCAGUUGCCAGGAAUGACACAAUCUACAUUUUGGGAGGCCAUUCACUUCAAAAUAACACCCGGUCCCCCAGUUUAUACAAGCUAAAAGUUGACCUCCCCCUAGGCAGCCCAGCUCUGACCUGCAGUGUCUUGCCAGGGGGAAUAUCCGUGUCAAGUGCUAUUGUGACUCAGACCAGUGAUACCGAAUUUGUCCUUGUUGGGGGCUACCAGUCUGACAGCCAGAAACGGUUGGUCUGCAACACCAUAGUUUUGGAAGAUGAUAAGAUAGAGAUUGUUGAAAGGGCAAGCCCGGACUGGACACCAGAUAUUAAACACUGCAGGAUGUGGUUUGGCUGUGAUAUGGGCAAAGGGUCUGUGUUGCUGGGCAUUCCAGGGGCCAACAAACAGUUAAUCUCAGAUGCAAACUACUUCUACAUUUUGAGAUGCAAAGGAGCAGAAGAGGACGAGGAGGAAGAACUGACAGCACAAAUUUGCAGUCAGGCAUCUACCGAAGACCAAGGAGACUCCACUCCGUUUGAAGAUUCAGAAGAGUUUUGUUUUAGUGCAGAAGCCAGUAGCUUUGAUGUUGAUGAUAUUGACACUUACAAUGAAGAUGAUGAAGAAGAUGAAUCAGAAACAGGUUACUGGAUCACCUGCUGUGCCAGCUGCAAUAUUGAUAUUAACACUUGGGUGCCUUUCUAUUCAACAGAACUCAAUAAGCCUGCAAUGAUCCUGUGUUCCCAUGGGGCUGGCCAUUGGGUCCAUGCACAAUGUAUGGAUCUGUCAGAGAGCAUGCUCCUACAUCUCUCAGAAGCAAAUAUCAAGUAUUUCUGCAAUGAACAUGUUGAUCUUAAUAAAGGGCUACAAACUCCCAAAAAGGCGAUGCAUCUGAAAAAGCAACCCAUGAAACCACUGCGCAAAAAGAAAACCAUGAAUUUAACAACACCAGUGAAAAAGUCCUUUCUUCGGAGAUUAUUUGAAUAGAUUUACACCACUGAUUUGUAUUCAACUGGGAGUCAAAGACAUGGAUCUUUUAUUUAAUUGAUUAUAAUUAUCAAUUAAAAUAAUCAAUUAUCAUUGCAAUUUAAUUUCAAAGCUCAUUAAUUUAUUUUGUUUCUUAUGUAUAUUUUUGCAAUAUCCAGGCAGGAAAUUCAUUACAGAGGGCAUUGUGCAAACAUACAGCCAGAUAGUGUUAACUUUGUUCUGUAUUUUAUACUACAACCAAAUCCACAGUUACCCCACUGAAUUUAGUAGAACUGCUUGUAGGAUAAGACCUUAUCCCAUGUACUCAGUAGUGUUAGCAUCUGUCCAUAAUAAAUAAAUAAAUAAAUAAA
This is a messenger RNA of Anas platyrhynchos (mallard), 4444 nucleotides long. It is a transcript of the gene RAG2, whose product is annotated as recombination activating 2. NCBI's taxonomy places the organism in Eukaryota, Metazoa, Chordata, Aves, Anseriformes, Anatidae. Gene Ontology annotation, molecular function: sequence-specific DNA binding; protein binding. Gene Ontology annotation, cellular component: DNA recombinase complex; nucleus. The record is from RefSeq and is a predicted model, not a curated record. Gene Ontology annotation, biological process: V(D)J recombination.